AUGUACGCCAGAUAUAUUCCUCCCGCAAAGGGCGGGAAUACAUCAAAUUCCGCCCCUUCCAAUCCUGCGCCGUCACCAAAAGUCGAAUCCAAUUCAGCUCCCGCUGUCGCGCCUGUCGCUAAUGCUUUUGGCUACUCGCGAUACAUCCCUCCAAGCGCAAAGCCUGCGCCGCCUCAACCUCAAGCUCCCCAAAAGCAAUACUUUGACGAUGAGCCCGCAGCGACUCCCAAGAGGAAGUUCGACACCACAGAAGAGGCCCAAAGCUAUGCUCAACCUGACAGCAAAAAGUCAAAGACAGUAGAGCCAACACCAAAGGAUAGCGACGAGACGCCAAAGAAGAAGAAGAGGGUCAGACGAGGCAAGCGAAGAACUGCGGUUGCCAACGAUGAUGAUGACGAUGACGAUGACGAAGACGAGCCAGCUAAGAAGGCGACUGCAACAAAAGCCGAGUCUCAAAAGCUUGUGGAACGGGAAGAGCCCAAGGAAACAAAAAAAGUGCAAAAAGAGAGUCUUGCUUUAGAGGAGAGUGCCGUAACGGAAAAGGAGCAGAAGAAGAAGGAUAAGAAAAAAGAGAAGAAGGAUAAAAAGAAGAAGGACAAGGAGCAAAAGCAAGAACAGGAGGAGUCCAGCACCCCCACGGUCGCAGCCGAGGACAACGAUGAAGAUGUUCCAAUGGAAGACGCUACAGAGCCCGCAGACGAACCCAAGGCUGCUUCCGAGGAUCCAGUAGCAGAAGAGCAGAAGAAAGAGAAGCGAAAGGAAAAGAAGAAGAAACACAAGGAACCUGAGCCAAUAGAGGAGGAGGACAAGGACGAGAACAAAAGGCACAAAACUGUUAUGGAUCGACUAGAGAAGUCCCUCAAGCUAGCUGGUGAGAUAGGCCCAGGUGAGGAGGACGAAGAGGAUCAGGGUGAACUCCAUGGUCUUGAACCCCUACCACAACCAGCACCAGUGGUCACACUCACCAACGCGAAGCGAAGCGACGACGAGACUCUUCCCCCUUGGUUAGCAAAGCCUCUGCGGGUUUCUCAGGAUACCCGAACCCCAUUCUCCGAGCUGGACAUUCUGCCCAAGGCCUGCCGUGUGUUGGAAGAGAAGGGCUUCCGAGAUGCGUUUGCUGUGCAGACUGCUGCCAUUCCUCUCUUGCUCCCCACAAGCAGACCCGGCGACGUGUGUGUUUCUGCAGCCACCGGUUCCGGAAAGACACUUGCUUAUGCUUUGCCUGUCACGCGAGAUAUCAGCCAAGGAUGCCUCACUAGGUUACGAGCGCUAGUCGUUCUGCCAACACGAGAACUUGUCAAGCAGGCUCAAGAAACUUUUGAGCUUUGCGCUAGAGCAUUCGAUGGUAGUGAUCGCAAGAGAGUGCGUGUGGGUGUUUCCGUUGGUAGUCAGUCUUUUGAAGAUGAGCAGAAAGCUUUUAUGGAGCAAGAGCUUCGAUAUGACCCUGAAGCAUACAAGAAGCUGCAAGACGAGGUUCAACAACAAAAUCAGUUGAAGUUGGGUCUUUCUGCAACGGAUAGUCUCGACGAUCUGGAAGAUACAGACCCUCGGUUGAGCAGCAAGAACGGCUACGUCGUUGACUUCCUCUCCAAGAUUGAUGUCUUGAUCUGUACACCUGGUCGACUCGUCGAGCACAUGGAACAAACACCAGGAUUCAAUCUCGACUACGUUCGAUGGCUAGUAGUCGAUGAAGCCGAUAAGCUUCUGGCGCAGAGCUUCCAGGGUUGGCUGGAUGUAGUUAUGGAGAAGUUCCGCGUUAGCAAGCCUACCGCUCGAGAUUUCCCAGACAUCAACUUUUCUGGCGUUCGCAAGAUCAUUCUUAGUGCUACACUUACCAGAGACUUGAGUCUUCUCAACCAGCUGGGUCUGCACAGGCCACAGAUGAUCGUUUUGGAGAGCGACGGUGAUGUCCAGAUUGCUGAGCAUUCUCUGCCCGCACAGCUGAAGGAACACUCUAUCCGAGUUCACGACACGGGUCUUAAGCCGCUCUACUUGCUCGACCUUCUCCGCAGCCAGGACAUGCUCAUGGCUAGCCCCAGCAAGGAUCAGGAAGCUUCCAAGCCUGAUGAGGCUGCAGAUUCAGAUACCAGCUCUGACUCGAGCUCCAGCUCAGAAUCCGAUUCCGACUCUGACUCUGACGCAACUUCAGACACAAGCUCCGACUCGGAUUCGGAGUCAGAGUCUGAGGCUAAGCCAAAGGCUUCAGGUCGAUCACUCAAGUCCCACAUCCCCUCUUCCCUCAUCUUCACAAAGUCCAACGAGGCCGCAUUACGUCUAUCACGACUGCUCGCCCUCUUGGAUCCUUCGCUGGAAUCUCAUAUCGGCACCCUCACAUCAACAACACCAACACACAUCCGUCGCAAGACCCUCCGAGCUUUCUCAACACCCUCAUCACCCAUUCGUCUCCUCGUUGCCUCCGACCUCGUUUCACGUGGUAUUGAUCUUCCCAACCUCGACCACGUCAUCAACUACGACAUGCCCGCCAGCGUGGCAGGUUAUGUGCACAGAGUUGGCCGUACAGCACGUGCUGGCAAGUCAGGAAGCGCAUGGACACUUGUUGGAGAUGACGAGAGUUGGUUCUACAACAAGAUCGGCAAGAACACAGGUAUCAAGAGAGGUCAGAAGAUGGAGAGGACAAGAAUUGAGGAGAUGGAUGAGAAGCGAGUUGAGGAGUACGAGGCUACUCUGGAGAAGCUUGGGCAAGAGGCCGGAAGGCGAUAA
Molecule: messenger RNA, 2721 nt
Organism: Fusarium pseudograminearum CS3096
Lineage: Eukaryota; Fungi; Ascomycota; Sordariomycetes; Hypocreales; Nectriaceae
Exons: 1
Coding region: 1-2721 (906 amino acids)
Cellular component (GO): nucleus
Molecular function (GO): nucleic acid binding; ATP binding
Source: RefSeq, a predicted model, not a curated record